Messenger RNA from Drepanopeziza brunnea f. sp. 'multigermtubi' MB_m1, 744 nucleotides. RefSeq lists its product as uncharacterized. Gene Ontology annotation, cellular component: plasma membrane. Gene Ontology annotation, molecular function: transmembrane transporter activity. Gene Ontology annotation, biological process: transmembrane transport. The record is from RefSeq and is a predicted model, not a curated record. Lineage: Eukaryota; Fungi; Ascomycota; Leotiomycetes; Helotiales; Drepanopezizaceae.
AUGAUCUCCAAUCUUCUGCCGGCUCUUUUUCCAAGCCUGGGCCCAGACAGCAGGCCCAAUGCUGAGGAAAUCUGCACGGAGUGCAUGAGUGCAUGUCACUCUCCAAAGGAGAUGUUGCGCGAUCCGACUGCUCAGCGCUGCGGGAGGGGCCUCUGCUCCACAGUUGUUUUCCUCAUUUCAAGAGCUGGUCCUGCCAUUGCCUCUUCUGAGAGAGCGAAGGAAUGGACAGGAGUUGUCACAGCUGGACCAGCUGGACAUUCAGAUUCCUCUUUGCCUAGCCACCUCGACCUUCUUUUUGCUAGGCUAGUACGACAAAAAGCGACCAUGGCUGUCCCGGAUGUAGAGCAGCCUCAGCAAAUGGAAACCAUCUCCCCCAGGGCUACAGGAGCAAACGGAGAGAUGACAGGUGGCGGGCGGCGGAACAUUGAUGAAUCGUUGAGAUAUGAUUGGAAUGGCGAGAACGACCCAAGGAAUCCGUUCAACUGGUCGCUGUUCUUGAAAUGGAGACUGACGGUAGCGGUUCUCAUCGUCUCCAUUCUGCUCGGUCUGCCUGCUGGUGCGUAUGGUGCUGGAAACGCAGAGAUGGCUCGCUUGUUCAACGUUGCCAACGACGACUUUCCCUAUCUCUUCUUCGCAACCACUUCCUGGAACGUGGGAGCCUCUAUCUUCCCACUUAUCUUGGUCCCUCUCACGGAGAGCUCUGGACGAAUUCCCGGCUAUUUUGGCGCCUACAUCGCCUUCUAG